This is a messenger RNA of Suillus subaureus, 1285 nucleotides long. RefSeq lists its product as uncharacterized. The record is from RefSeq and is a predicted model, not a curated record. The coding region runs from base 281 to 1219 and encodes 312 amino acids. Lineage: Eukaryota; Fungi; Basidiomycota; Agaricomycetes; Boletales; Suillaceae. The transcript has a single exon.
GAACUAUGCACAUGCGCUCCCAAUAGGCUUUGACCAUGCUGUCCAUGCGAACCUGAUAGGCUCUGUCCGUUGAUAGAAACAAAUUUUCUCUCAUUCCGCGAAGAGGCACGCUUGUCACGAUCAUGAGACACGGACACAGACACAGUAUGCAUCCACCUCUUACGCAUCCUCGGCGGAAUCUUCUCUUCGUUGACGUCCAUCGAGUCGGGACUAGAGCCUGCACAAAUAAAUAAAAUACUGGGCAUGAGCAAGUCUGGGUUAAGGGGUAGAGGGGUGGGGUAUGGUGGAUGAGCGCACGCUGAGAAAAGAAAAAUACGCGCCGCAGAGCGAACACACCAAAGGUCAAAAGACAGAAGAGCAAACUCACCAUCGCCCUCCACGUCCACAUCUGUGUCCACAUCUGACUCCUCCAUCGCACGUCCCUUGCCCUUCCUAUCGCUUGUCCUCGUGGAAUUCGAAGUUCGUGGCGCACUCGAGGCAGAAAUCAGUAGGACGCCAAUUUGACGGUCCUCCAUUGGGUCCCAAGUUCGAAGACCCAGUAGGAGUAUUGAAACUUGAAGGCCACACGUCAGGUCCUGCACUCAAUAACCCACCACUCGACCCAGCACCAAACCCUCCAGUCGACCCAACCCCAAAACUGACCCCUGAUCCCGAUGGAACCAUCUCCACACCACCAACGCCCCCACCAAACGGCACUUUCUCCCGCGUCCUAAAGCCGCGCUUCGCACCGAUUAGCGGACCGAGGUCUAUUUUCCGGGUGAAAGUGGAUGAUGAUGGUGUGUUCCCAUUCAAACCGUUUGUGUUGAAAUUGGCGCCACCGUUCCCAUUGGUACUAGUUGGGUUCGCGUUCAUCUGGAUCCCAAGACCUACCGCACUCCGCCCAUACUCAUGUCCCCAAUUCUCCUUGUCUGAGCUCGACCCAUCGCCCGAAUCUGCCUUCCCUGCCUGCCUUGCCCCAUUCCCAUUCAUCAUCCCGAUGCCUAUACCAUUCGUUGUCUCGGCACCAUUCAUCGCCCCAGCGCCUACACCAUUCAGCCCGACACCUGUGCCAUUCAUAGGCUGCUCUGACGCACGCGUAACACUAGAUGCAUCAAGCUCGCCGUCAACAUACUGCGCCAUGACGUUCAAUACGCAGUCCCUUGCGCGGGCACCGCAUGCGCACGUUGUGAAUGUGGAGCUGAGGGCAUGGAGGAUUGAGGUCAUUUGCGCGCGAAGGUGAGUUAGGUGGUACGUCCUGUUCGUGAGGGUGGGUCAGUAAGGGAUGUAGGACGAGGAAAGGGAGUGG